GCGAACGUACACGGCGCGGAUUGCCCGUCGAGAAACCCCAAACACACUCGGCUCGAGAUCCCCAGUUGGAGUUUCCCAAGCGCGGUUCUAUUCAAACCCAAAAACGGAAGAGGGCCAGCCGUCGUCGCAUUUGAUUUGAAUUUUAAUUCAAUAAAAAAGUGCACAAAAAAAUAGAAAUCAUAAUCAUAAUAAAAGGAUUUCGCAGCAGGCAGCAACAAAUGUAAAUGCCUGUCAUUUCGAAUCCUCCACCGUGUCUGUGCUAUAGUUGUUGUUGUUGUUGUUGCUAUUGUUGUUCUUGUGUGUUGUUUGUGAAGUCGCGAGGCGUAAAAAAUAUUCAAAUUUCAUGUUGAAAUUACUGCACGCAUUUCUAAAUAAUCCAAUGCCAGCACAAGUGUGCAGAAAGUAAGGACCAGGAGACGCCAAAAGGCGACGCCAAGCGUUUGCUAAUAGGAUUACGCAUCACCUCCGCUGCUGACAGAGUCCAGGAUUAGCAGGAUCCACUGGAGGACAUAGCCCAAACAGAACGAGAACAGACUCCUUGCCCUGGCCCGCUGUUCAUCAUGGUGAUGGGUUCGUGCCUUGCGUAGCUGCAUAUUCCAUCCGCCGUCCAGCCAUCUCAGCCCAUCUCAGCUAUGUGGACCUACAUGAUGGCUGCCGCCCGUGGAGACCGGGUCAACACGAUGAUGUCCACCCGGCGCCGCCCCGAAACCGAGUCCCCGAAGUACGGCUACAACCUCUCCACCCGUCCGAUGUACCGCACCACCCGAUUCGUGGGCCCCGCCUCCUCGGCGCCCGCCCAACUGCAGCUGCCCUGCGGAUCCCAUCAGACGACGGGGGGCGUGGCAGCUCCGCCGCUGGAGGAGAUUAGCGGCGGUCUGUUCGCACCCUUCGCGCCCACGGCGACGAUAACGGUGGAGCAGGCGGCCACCUCGAUUCCGAUGGCAGUGGAUGGCGAGGUGCACCACCUUCACUAUCCUCGUCGCAGUUGGCAACGCAAAUACCGCCAGGGGAAUCACCGACAGGCCGGAGGAGGAGGAGUGGAGGACGAUGAUGAGGACGACGACGAGGAUGAUGAGGAUGACGAGGACGAGGAUGAGUUCGGUGCGGCCGUGGGCGAGGACAACCCGGAGGAGGCAAUCGCACGGGCUGACCAGCAGCAGAGGCAGCACCACCAACCGCAUCCCAGUGAUUCGUGCUACGUGGAAAAUGGCAGGAAGCUGAUACAGGAACCGAGUAAACGGAGUAAACCAUCGGCUUUAAGACGCACUUUGCAAGCACUGCGUCAGCGUCUCACUAAAAGGAAUCGCCCCAAACCGCCGGACUGGUUCCUCGAGAAGUUCUCCAAUACAACGAACACGGACAAAAUCGGCAAGGGUUGUCCCACGAUGGAGGAUGCGGCCCUCUCCAGCGAAAUCCGCGGCUCCAGUGUCCUGUGCAACCGACUUUCGGUGGAUCCCACUCUGCAGUCGCAUUACAGGUGGCUGGCGAUUGUUUCGCUGGCGGUGCUGUACAACAUCAUCUUCGUUGUGGGAAGAGCUGUCUUCUGGGAGAUCAACAAGAGUGCUCCGGCCGUUUGGUACACCCUGGACUACCUGUGCGACUUCAUCUAUCUGAUGGACACGCUCGUCCACAUGCACGAGGGAUUCCUGGACCAGGGGCUCCUCGUGCGGGAUGCCUUCCGGCUGAGGCGGCACUACUUCCACACGAAGGGCUGGUAUCUGGACGUGCUCUCGAUGCUGCCCACCGAUCUGGCCUACAUCUGGUGGCCACCGGAGACGUGCUCCAGCCUGUACCUUCCCUGCCCGGUGAUAGUGCGUCUGAACCGGCUGCUCCGGAUCAACCGGCUGUGGGAGUGGUUCGACCGAACGGAAACGGCCACCGGGUAUCCGAACGCCUUCCGCAUCUGCAAGGUGGUGCUGGCCAUCCUGGUGCUGAUCCACUGGAACGCCUGCAUGUACUUUGCCAUCAGCUACGAGAUCGGCUUCAGCUCGGACUCGUGGGUCUACAAUCUCAAUGGGACGAGGAACAACACGCUGCAGAGGCAGUACAUCUAUAGCUUUUACUGGUCCACGCUGACACUGACCACCAUUGGCGAGACUCCGACGCCGGAGAACGAUGUGGAGUAUCUGUUCGUGGUGGCCGACUUCCUGGCCGGCGUCCUCAUCUUCGCCACCAUUGUGGGUAACAUUGGCUCCAUGAUCUCCAACAUGAAUGUGGCGCGCGUGGAGUUCCAGAAUCGCAUGGACGGGGUCAAGCAGUACAUGGCCUUCCGGCGAGUGGGUCACGAGCUGGAGGCCCGGGUGAUCCGGUGGUUCGCCUACACCUGGUCGCAAAGUGGCGCUCUGGACGAGGAGCGGGUGCUGGCUGCUCUGCCGGACAAGCUGAAGGCGGAGAUCGCCAUCCAGGUGCACAUGGACACCCUGAAGCAGGUGCGCAUCUUCCACGACACGGAACCGGGACUCCUGGAGGCACUCGUCCUCAAACUCAAGCUGCAGGUCUUCAGUCCGGGAGAUUACAUUUGCCGGAAGGGCGACGUCGGCAAGGAGAUGUACAUCGUGAAGCGGGGCAAGCUCUCCGUCGUCGGAGACGAUGGCAUCACCGUGCUGGCCACUUUGGGAGCCGGUUCCGUUUUCGGAGAGGUCUCCGUCCUGGAGAUUGCGGGAAAUCGAACUGGGAACAGGCGCACGGCCAACGUGAGGUCCUUGGGCUACUCGGACCUCUUCUGCCUGGCGAAAAGGGAUCUCUGGGAGACACUGUCGGACUAUCCGGAGGCCAGGUCCACGCUCACCCAGCGAGGAUGCCAGCUGCUGCGGAAAGAUGGAUUGCUGGACGAGCAGAUAUUCGCCGAUUCCCAGCGGGUGCACGACAGCAUUGAGGGCGGCAUCGAGAAGCUGGAGCUGUCGGUGGAGAACCUGAACAUGCGACUGGCCCGCCUUUUGGCGGAGUACACGGCCAGCCAGGCCAAGAUCAAGCAGCGCCUGGCCAAGCUGGAGAUGAACGGCGGCCAUGGCACGUGGCGUGUGGAGUGCGAGCCACAAACGCGGGCUCGCAGCGGACGUCUCUAUUCGCUGCAGCCAAAGAGGCGCCCACGUUCGCGACCCGACGCGACUGCCAAAAGCGGCGAUGCUGCCAAGCAGAACACGCUCUAAGUCCCCGGAAAACCCGCUGGAAAAGCCUCUGGCACACCCAUCCACCCAUCCACCCCCUACCCCCGUGACCCCCCUCCCCAAUAUUUCCACUCGAGGCCGGAAAAUAGUGAUAAAUGCAUUAAACUUGCAGGAGUUGUCUUGGCGGGAAGAUAACCCUUUUUGGCCCCGAGCCAACUGUUAUUUUGGGUAAAUCAAUUUUUAAUUUUUACAAUUAGUUUGUAGCGAAGGCAGUUGAAGCGGAGGGCGAGGGGCGAGGGGCGUGGCGCCGGAGUUGUUUGUUGCAAACUUUAUAAAUUUGUAAGAUGAUUCAAAACUGAAUGUGCCUCAAAAAGUGUGCGUGUGUAAAGCUAAGUUAAGAAGGGGGCAAAUCGGAGAGGAAAGGAUUCAACAACUAGUUAACCCACAACGAUCCAGUGUACAUAUUUUAAGCAUAGUCCAAUUUUACACGUGAACAGCGAGUGUUCGCCUAGGCUAGAAUGAUUUUACACACACUUAAACCGUGGAUUAAUCCAAUUAAGCACCAACAUCAAGCCGACAGAUCAAACAGAUCGGAUGGGAAACCAAAAACACCAUACACACAUCAACUGACCAAAAAACCGAGGACAUUGCUGAAGUCCUUAAGAGGACGCAGGGGGUGGUGCACACAAAUCGAAUUCAAUGAAAGAAAAUGUUAACAACCAAGCUUCCAAAGCUUCCAAACCAACGCAAAAAACAAACAAAGUCAAGAAACCAAAAAAAAAAGGGGGGAAAACAAAAGAAAUAAGAAAUGUAUUUUUAUAUUAGUCCUAGACAUUGAGUGUACAAUGUAUUGUCUAUGUGUAAGUACGGCUAAAGCUACAGAAUAAACGAGAAUCGAGUAAAA
Messenger RNA from Drosophila ficusphila, 4011 nucleotides. RefSeq names its product cyclic nucleotide-gated cation channel subunit A (gene CngA). The transcript has 9 exons. Bases 633 to 3149 code for a protein of 838 amino acids. Gene Ontology annotation, cellular component: intracellular cyclic nucleotide activated cation channel complex; plasma membrane. The record is from RefSeq and is a predicted model, not a curated record. Lineage: Eukaryota; Metazoa; Arthropoda; Insecta; Diptera; Drosophilidae. Gene Ontology annotation, molecular function: cGMP binding; intracellularly cGMP-activated cation channel activity; intracellularly cAMP-activated cation channel activity. Gene Ontology annotation, biological process: monoatomic cation transmembrane transport.